UGUUUUUAUUGGACUUCUCCACUAUCCUCUUUCUGGGUUCACAAAAAAUGGUUGGAUGCAAUAGAAACGAAGACUACGCAGUACGCACUCCAUAGCAACGCUGAAGCAGUAAAUGGCAAUUGUUCUUUCCUCUUUCCUCUACACUUGCCUUUCUCCUCCUCGAAACCUAAGGAUAGAUUCAAACUAUGGAAAAAGUUCAAACUUCUCCACCCUGACGAAGCUCGACAGACCAACUCUCAUUUGCCAUUCUUCCAAGAAGAAAAUCAGUUUCAUGGAUCAAAUUCUCGAUUACAUAGAAGGAGGACCCAAGUUACGUAAGUGGUAUGGGGCACCGGAUCAACUACCGAAAGAUGGGGCUCUAACAAAUGAGGGGGAUGAAUAUGCAGCAGAAGAAGAAGCAAUGAGAGAUGCAGUUUUGGUAACAGAUGGAGAUAGCGAGAUGGGUCAGAUGAUAAUAUUGUCAUUGAUAGUCAAACGAACUCGAGUGAAAGCACUAGUGAAAGAUAAGCGUGCCGCUGCUGAAGCCUUUGGAACUUAUGUUGAGUCAAUAGCCGGAGAUGCAAGUGAUAGGUCAAUCCUGAAAAAGGCUCUAAGGGGUGUUCGUGCAAUAAUAUGCCCAAAUGAAGGGUUCUUUUCUGACAAGGAGAGCUUUAAAGGGCUACAACAUAUAGUACUUUUAUCUCAGUUGGCUGCUUAUAGGGGCAGCAGUGAUGUUCUAGCUCUGAUGAUUGGCAACAAGAGAAAAUUGGCUGAGCAAGAUGAAUCAAUGGUGAUUGCUUCAGGGAUCCCAUACACCAUCAUCAGAGCUGGAUUGUUAGAAAAUACUCCAGGUGGAAACCAAGGUUUCUGCUUUAAAGAGGGUAGUGCAGCACAAGAAAGACUGAGCAAGGAGGAUGCUGCCUUUAUUUGUGUGGAGGCACUUGAUACGGUGCCACAGAGAGGAAUUGUCUUUGAGGUGCUUUGUGACACUAGGUGGUGAACGGGGAAGAGAAGGUGCCAGACUGGAAAGAAUUCUUUGCUACUUUGGCUGAGAAGGCAGAGCAGCAGCAGCCUCAGUGAUAUCUCAAUUCUCAACAACAUAACAAGUGAGACAGAUUACAAUUCUUCUAAGUUUUGGCUCCGCUUGUCUCUUGGUGAAAUGUUUACAUGAGAAAAACAAAUGCUAGCCAUUUGUUUAUAUGAAGACUUGGACUCCAAUGGUGCUUCUAUUCCAAAUUUCAGAGUUUACCAAACAAUUCAUUCCAGUCAUGCAUGCCUUUAUAGGGAAACUUCUCACAACAUUAUCAAUAUUCAUCAGAUUUCACUCA
Molecule: messenger RNA, 1307 nt
Organism: Telopea speciosissima
Lineage: Eukaryota; Viridiplantae; Streptophyta; Magnoliopsida; Proteales; Proteaceae
Exons: 9
Coding region: 113-979 (288 amino acids)
Cellular component (GO): chloroplast
Source: RefSeq, a predicted model, not a curated record